This is a messenger RNA of Gaeumannomyces tritici R3-111a-1, 1731 nucleotides long. Its product is annotated as FAD binding domain-containing protein. Gene Ontology annotation, molecular function: FAD binding. NCBI's taxonomy places the organism in Eukaryota, Fungi, Ascomycota, Sordariomycetes, Magnaporthales, Magnaporthaceae. The transcript has 2 exons. The coding region runs from base 91 to 1731 and encodes 546 amino acids. The record is from RefSeq and is a predicted model, not a curated record.
GAAAGUGGUGGGAUCGGCAUAGAAUGGGAAGGUACACGCCGGAAGCCAUUUCAGAGGAAGCAAGGAUGUUAUCAUCACCUUGAGGAAUAGAUGGCGGAUCGGUUGAGCUGCUGGAUGUAUAAGAGACUCGCCAUCACAACGAGCAGGCAAGUUAGGAUUUUCGUGAGCCACCAUCUCCUCCUCAUCCAAGUCCAGCAUUGUUCAGCAUCGAUCAUGAUCCGACACCUCAAGGAGAUAGCCCUGGUGGCAGCUUGGCUGCCCCAGCUGGCGCUUUGCAAUGUGUGCAGCACUCUCGCCACUUCGUCAUCCUCCAUCAACAUUGUCCGGCCCCUGUCCGCCAAGUACAACAUGGAGCAGACCGAGUACUGGUCUACGGGAUGUGGCAAGCUCCGGCCUGAGUGCAUCAUCUACCCCAGCUCGGCGGCCGAGGUCUCCCGGAUCGUUUCGGAGCUCCGCGGCAGUAACGAGAGCUUCGCCGUCAAGUCUGGCGGCCACAACCCGAACCUGUACUACUCGAGCAUCAGCGGGGGACCGCUCAUCUCAACGGGCAAGCUGAACCAAGUUGAGCUCGACAACGUCACGCAGACUGCUCGGAUAGGCCCGGGUCUCAGAUGGGACGAGGUCGCUGCCAAGCUGGACGGGACGGGCUUCACCGCAGUUGGCGGCCGUAUUGGGAACGUGGGCGUCGGAGGGUACAUGCUGGGUGGCGGCUUGAGUUUCAUGUCGACCGAAUACGGCUGGGCAGCCAACAGCGUUGUGGCCUAUGAAUUGGUCCUGGCGAAUGCUUCCGUUGUUACGGUCACUCGGGACGCCCACCCCUCCCUCUUCAAAGCACUCCAAGGAGGCGGCAACAGGUUCGGGAUCGUGACCGCCUUCGUGGUGCAGGUCUACCCUCAGGGGCAGGUCUGGGGCGGCAACUACUUCUUCAACUCGACCCCGGCCACCGACGCCGCCCUGCUCCGGGCCGUGCGCGACUUCACCGUCAACUACCCCGACCCCAAGGCCGCCAUCAUCCUCACCGCCGAGCGCGCGGGGCUGGGCACCAUCGACUUCUGGACCAUGUUCCUGUACUACAACGGCCCGACGCCGCCGCCGGGCGUGUUCGACAACUUCACCGCCAUCCGGCCGUUGGGCAACACGUGCAAGACGCGCACCAUGAGCCAGCUGGUCAGCUGGAACAACUGGGCCGUGGUCAAGGGCAGCGUCUACACCAUCGGCACCGAGACCAUCCCCGUGCCGCCCCCGCCGGCCUCGGGCGCCGACGCCGAUACGGGCCUCGCGGCGCUUGAGGACGUGCACGCCAACUGGCGCGCCGCGUCCAAGACGGUCCUUACUGUCCCCGGGCUGAUCGCCAGCACGGCCUACCAGCCCAUCCCGCGCUCCAUGGCGGCGCUAGCCCGGUCCAAGGGCGGGGACCUGCUGGACCUCGACGACGACGCGGACCGCAUCGUGCUCGAGUACAACUACAGCUUCCUGAGCGAGUCGGACCGGUCGGCCGUGGACGUGGCGAUGCAGGCCACCUACAACGGCGUGCGGGAGCGUACCCAGGCCCUCGUGGCGAACGGGACCCUGCCCGACGUGUACCUCCCCCUGUUCGCCAACGACGGGUACUACCGGCAGGACGUCUUCGGCCGGCUGCGGCCCGAGAGCCAGGCCCUGGCGCGCAAGGUCAGGGAUGAGGUGGACCCGGAGGGUUUGUUCCAGGAGAGGAUGGCCGGGUUCAAGAUUUGA